This is a messenger RNA of Cheilinus undulatus (humphead wrasse), 2900 nucleotides long. It is a transcript of the gene gata3, whose product is annotated as GATA binding protein 3. The record is from RefSeq and is a predicted model, not a curated record. Gene Ontology annotation, cellular component: nucleus. NCBI's taxonomy places the organism in Eukaryota, Metazoa, Chordata, Actinopteri, Labriformes, Labridae. The coding region runs from base 393 to 1724 and encodes 443 amino acids. Gene Ontology annotation, molecular function: DNA-binding transcription factor activity, RNA polymerase II-specific; zinc ion binding; RNA polymerase II cis-regulatory region sequence-specific DNA binding. Gene Ontology annotation, biological process: regulation of epithelial cell differentiation; immune system development; cell fate commitment. The transcript is spliced from 6 exons.
CCAUCCUGAAAGAAUGCCUUCACUGUAAAAGAGAGAGAGAGAGAGAGAGAGAGAGAGAGAGGGCUAACUCUGCUCACUCUGAUUUCAUCUCACACUUUUUACUCGCUGCUCUCUGCGCUCGCGCUCUGCUCUCUGCGCCAAACUCGCUGCAGUGUGCGCCGACUUGUUGAGCUUUAAAGAGGAAGUCCAGGACUCUGCGUGGGACUGGCUCCGUGCUGGACCUAUGAGUCUGUAGUAAUGUGGGGUGAUCGGAAGCGCUCGCGGAGCCGCCUGUGGAUUUAACUCUCGCUGUGGGAUUUUGGACUCUUCUUCUUCCUGAUUGGUGGCUUUGUUAGUGCAUGAACCCUCAGUGACAGAGCAGCAGAGAGAAGCAUCGAGAACCUUUCUCAAACAUGGAAGUAAGCGCGGACCAGCCCCGGUGGAUGAGCCAUCACCCCGCGGUGUUGAACGAGCAGCAUCCCGGCUCUCACCACCCGGGCCUCGGCCACUCCUACAUGGACCCCUCGCAGUACCCGCUCACUGACGAUGUGGAUGUACUCUUUAAUAUCGAUGGACAGGGAAACCACGUCUCUCCGUACUACGGCAACUCAGUCCGAGCCGUCCAGAGGUACCCUCCUCCCCCCCACAGUAGCCAGGUGUGCCGUCCCUCCUUGCUGCACGGCUCCCUGCCCUGGCUGGAGGGCAGCAAAGGCAUCGCCCCCCACCACAGCACCUCUCCCUGGAACCUGAGCCCCUUCCCCAAGAACCCGCUGCACCACGGCUCCCCGGCCAGCCUGUCCGUCUACCCCCCGGCCUCCUCCUCCUCCCUGUCCACCGGCCACACCAGCCCCCACCUCUUCACGUUCCCCCCCACCCCUCCCAAAGACGUGUCCCCGGACCCGGGCAUCUCCACGCCGGGCUCCAGCGGCUCGGUGCGGCAGGAGGACAAAGAGAGCAUAAAGUACCAGGUGACCCUGGCCGAGAGUAUGAAACUGGAGUCGGCUCACAGCCGGAGCGUGGCGUCAAUCGGAGCGGGCUCGUCCUCCGCCCACCACCCCAUCGCCACAUACCCACCCUAUGUCCCCGAAUACGGCCCAGGCCUCUUCCCACCGAGUAGCCUGAUAGGUGGGUCAUCUUCUAGUUAUGGUUCCAAAACGAGACCAAAAACAAGGUCCUGUUCAGAGGGGAGAGAGUGUGUGAACUGUGGAGCCACGUCCACGCCGCUGUGGAGGAGAGACGGUACGGGCCACUAUCUGUGUAACGCCUGCGGCCUCUACCACAAGAUGAACGGGCAGAACCGGCCUCUCAUCAAGCCCAAGCGGCGGCUGUCCGCAGCCAGGCGGGCGGGGACGUCGUGCGCAAACUGCCAAACGACAACGACGACGCUGUGGCGGAGGAACGCCAACGGAGACCCGGUCUGCAACGCCUGCGGCCUCUACUUCAAACUGCACAAUAUCAACCGACCUCUGACCAUGAAGAAGGAAGGCAUCCAGACCCGGAACAGGAAGAUGUCCAGCAAGUCCAAGAAGAGCAAAAAGUCCCAGGACAGCAUGGACGAAUUCUCCAAGAGCCUGAUGGACAAGAGCAGCUCCUUCAGCCCCGCCGCCCUCUCCCGCCACAUGUCCUCCUUCCCACCCUUCUCGCACUCCAGCCACAUGCUGACCACACCCACACCCAUGCACCCUUCCUCCAGCCUCCCCUUCGCCUCACACCACCCCUCCAGUAUGGUCACAGCCAUGGGUUAGAGCGGCGCCGAGGCCUCGCCGUCACCGUCACCGCUUUGACCCCCGGUACCUCUGCUGACUUGCUCCUUUAAAGACACUGUUCUUCUAAGCCCCUCCCCUUUCACCGGUGAGCUGCGGUGCCCCGAUGACAGCCUCCUUUGUCCUCAGUUUGACCUUAUUUUUAUAAAUCCAAGCGUACCUCUGCAAUGUGAAUGCUCUGCAGACUCUAACUUUGGCGCACUGACCUCCAAACACCAAGAACGAGAGAACGGUGUUUGUCUCCGCACGGACGGAGGGAACGGUGUUUGUCUCCGCACGGACGGAGGGAACGGCGUUUUUCUCCAAACGGACAGAGGGGAAUGGCGUUUUUCUCUUCAUGGACGGUCGUUCGGAUGGAGAGAACGACCUUUAGACAGUGAGAAUAACCUUUUUCUCGCCGUCAAACACCGCCGCUCUCCUCCACAGAUCAAGGACCUCCAUUUCUGUACAAAAAGCCAUUUUUCAUCACAAACUUUGAAAACAGACUCUACUGUCUCCGAGAAUCCCCUCCCUGCCUCACUUCUUACCUUGCACCUGUAUAACAGGACCCUGCCCCGCCCCCAUGAACCCGCCCCUCCCUCCUCCUCAGAGGAGAGCAGACCUUGAGUAUAUUUGUACAGAUUGUAUGAAAUACAUUUAAUGAAGACUUUUUAAUUCAGUAAGAAGAAAAAAAGGAAAAUGCCCGUGGGCAGCUAACGACCAGAAGGGUACGAGUGGCGGCGGGCGGAGAGGACGCCGCCGUCAGAGAGAAAAGAAGCGAACAGAGACAUUGAGAAGGGUGGGCACCAUGGUCGCCUGCUGAUGGCGUUGCAUUAAUUAUUUUGUUCUGGAUGUGCUAUAGGUCUCGGGCAUUGGUUUGUGUUGCACCUACACUCACACAUAGACACACACGCACACGCACACGCACACAGCUGACAGACUUUGUUCCCGCCCACAGAUUAUAUGCAUUGUGAAAAAAGUUGCUGUAUUUGUUCUUUGUAUGUAUAAAUCAGAGUACCAAAAAUACGAAUAACAAAGAUGUAGAAUUAUUUCUUUAUGUUAUGCAGACUGAAUGGUUGUAAAAAUUUAAUAAUAAUCACUAGUGUAAAAUAUGACUGCUUUUUGUUUCGUACGUUUUUUUCCUCUUUGAAAAUAAUAAACUAGUUUAAUCUCUGUUGA